Messenger RNA from Penicillium angulare, 1206 nucleotides. RefSeq names its product tellurite-resistance/dicarboxylate transporter family protein. Lineage: Eukaryota; Fungi; Ascomycota; Eurotiomycetes; Eurotiales; Aspergillaceae. Gene Ontology annotation, molecular function: malate transmembrane transporter activity. Gene Ontology annotation, biological process: malate transmembrane transport. The record is from RefSeq and is a predicted model, not a curated record. Gene Ontology annotation, cellular component: membrane. The coding region runs from base 1 to 1206 and encodes 401 amino acids. The transcript has a single exon.
AUGUCCAGUCCAAGUCUCCUAGGAGCAGAAUGCUACGAACUACCUCCCCACUCCUCCCACUCAGAUACUCCAUUCAUGGACGCGGAAAAGAACCACAAACAAUUACGGCUCGGCUUCGGCCAUCGACUACGGCAUUUCACAUGGGCAUGGUAUACAUUGACCAUGAGUACGGGCGGAUUGGCUCUUUUGAUAGCCAGCCAACCUAAUCGGUUCAAAGGCCUAGAUGAGAUGGGUCUCGCAAUCUAUAUAUUGAACUUGGUCAUGUUUGCUCUUGUCUGUUCAUUGAUGGCAGCAAGAUUUAUUAUUCAUGGUGGAUUAGUCCAGUCACUCAAGCAUGACCGCGAAGGACUCUUCUUCCCAACAUUUUGGCUUUCAAUCGCAACCAUGAUUACCGGUCUGGAACGAUACUUCGGCGAUAACCCUGCAAAGUCUUUCUCAACUACCCUCGAGGUUUUAUUCUGGCUAUAUUGCGUUUGUACCUUUGCCGUUUCCGUCCUCCAAUAUUCCUACCUCUUUACCUCGGUCGAAUACCGCCUGCAAACCAUGAUGCCUUCUUGGAUCUUGCCAGCCUUUCCCGUUAUGCUCAGUGGUACAAUCGCCUCCGUCAUCGCUGAGAGACAACCUGACCGGUCAGCCAUCCCUAUCGUCACAGCUGGAAUGACCUUCCAAGGUCUGGGAUUCUGCAUUAGCUUUAUGAUGUACUCACACUAUAUUGGCCGGCUGAUGGAGUCUGGCCUCCCCAACCGUGAGCAUAGACCCGGUAUGUUCAUUUGUGUCGGCCCGCCGGCAUUCACAGCAUUGGCGCUUAUUGGCAUGGCCCGUGGCCUACCGGAGACCUUCAAGGUGAUGGGCAGUGAGGACACAGCGGCUGAUGGCCGAAUGAUCGAGAUCUUGGCCCUGGCAGCAGGCGCCUUCUUGUGGGCCCUCAGCCUAUGGUUCUUCUGUAUUGCAUUAAUUGCGGUCAUUCGGUCGCCACCUACAAGCUUCCAUCUGAGCUGGUGGGCAAUGGUCUUCCCAAAUACUGGAUUCACUAUUGCCACUAUUACCCUUGGCAACUCGUUUGAGAAUGCGGGUAUCAAAGGAUUUGGCUCAGCGUUAUCUGUGUGCAUAGUUUGCAUGUGGCUGUUCGUCUUGGUCAACCUUAUUCUCGCUAUUAUUAGACAAGAUAUCAUGUAUCCUGGCAAGGAUGAAGAUAUCUCGGAAUAG